ACUAUUUCAUAUUUUAAAAUCAAUGGAAUUUUUGAAUAUCGUCUCUGAACAAUAUUAACUAUUUACAGCUGACAACAUUUUACUGAAAUUUGUUCACAAUGGAUUCGGUCACACUAAAUUUUGAUGAAAUAGCUGACGAAAGCAGCAUGGAAGAAAAUCAAUUUGAAGAAGAAGAAACAAUCGAAUCAGAUAACGAAAAUGGCGUUCUAAUGGGAAUAGACGAAGAGGUAGAAAUAGAUGAAGAGAAAAGAAUGGAACACGAACAAGAAAAUGACCGGGAAAACCAAACAAAAAACGAUGAAGUGCAAUCAACAGGCAAUGAAGUGCAAUAUACAGCACCGUCACCAAAAAAAUCUGAAAUAAGCGAAAAGAAAACCGAUCCACAGGUCAACAAAUCAUUUAAGCCCGAUGAAAUACUGAAAAUGAUCAAAGAUAAUAUUUUGUACCCGGAUUCUCCACCAAAAAACAAAAAUACGCAUGCAGAGGCCUGGAAAAAUGGCAUGAAAUAUUUAUACAAGUCAGAAAAUGGUGACAUUUUCAAAAAUUGGUACUAUUGUGAAAAAUGUAACUGGGUAAAGUUUGUAUGGCUCAAAGGCGGUACCAGUGUGAUUAAUAAUCAUCACAAAAAUCAUGAGAAAGACAACUUCUCAUUAACGCGAAAGGAACUGGCAAUUCUGCUAUCCAAAGCCACUGCAUAUGGUUUAAAAUAUGGCUAUGUAGCCCCUUCCGUUUUCCUCAAAAAAAUGCCGAAAGACAAAUGGUCUGAUGAGUUUUGGGAGACUUUGAAUAAGACUGAAAACACCGCUGUUGCUACAAAGUCCUCAGAAAACAAAAAUAAAACAAAACGAAUCACUGAAAAUGAUGAUGAACCCAAUUCAAAAAGAGCACGUAUAGAUCCUGAGCUCCAUGACGAGACCACUUCACAUGAAAUGAUUGCAACCCCAAAUCUGACAUCUGAUCUUUGUGAGAACGUUGAAAAGUCAAGUGAUAAUAAUCCUGAACUCCAUGACGAGACCACUUCACAUCAAAUCAUUACAACACUAACUCUGCCAUCUGAUCUUUGUGAGAACGUUGAAACGUCAAGUGAUAAUAGUAAAUCAAACGACAUCAACAAUAACAAAAGGAAAAUAGAUGACAAAGGUGACGAUAGUGGUGAAACAGGACAAGGCGCCAAAGCUAUAAAAAAGUUGCGUUUGUCACAAUUGAAACGACCGAUGCCGAAAACCAAAAAACUUGAUUUGAUAAAGAAAAGAAACCGACUUGUUAGUAAUGUUAAAAUUGGAAAUUCCGCAGCUGAUGCCAUGACAACAUUAUCAUUACAAACACGUGAUUCAGAUGGUGUAAAUUUGAACAGCGCAACUGAAACCGCAAGCAAUGUUGACAACGAAAAAGGUAUUAACGCUGAUACAAAGAUAAGAAAAAAGCAAAAGAAUGAAAAAGCUCAAUUGAAAACCACCCCAAAACGCCUCAGAAACAAAAAAAUGUACUGA
Messenger RNA from Contarinia nasturtii (swede midge), 1490 nucleotides. RefSeq lists its product as uncharacterized. Lineage: Eukaryota; Metazoa; Arthropoda; Insecta; Diptera; Cecidomyiidae. Bases 99 to 1490 code for a protein of 463 amino acids. The transcript is spliced from 8 exons. The record is from RefSeq and is a predicted model, not a curated record.